Messenger RNA from Phyllostomus hastatus (greater spear-nosed bat), 972 nucleotides. Its product is annotated as olfactory receptor 51S1. Gene Ontology annotation, cellular component: membrane. NCBI's taxonomy places the organism in Eukaryota, Metazoa, Chordata, Mammalia, Chiroptera, Phyllostomidae. Gene Ontology annotation, biological process: G protein-coupled receptor signaling pathway. Gene Ontology annotation, molecular function: G protein-coupled receptor activity; olfactory receptor activity. The record is from RefSeq and is a predicted model, not a curated record. Bases 1 to 972 code for a protein of 323 amino acids. The transcript has a single exon.
AUGUCAACAUUCCUCACCCAGGCAGCCCCCAAUAGCAGUACUUCAAUGGCCCCAACCUUCCUGCUAGUGGGCAUGCCAGGCCUAUCAGUGGUACCUUCCUGGUGGACAAUACCCCUCAUCACUGUUUACCUUCUUUCUGUUCUGGGAAAUGGUACUAUUCUCUGGAUCAUUGCCAUGGAGCCCACCUUGCACCACCCAAUGUACUUCUUCCUCUUCCUGCUUGGUGUGUCUGAUGUUGGUGUGGCCACAGCCUUGAUGCCCACCCUGCUGGGUCUUGCCCUUGCUAACGCUCAUGUGGUUCCUGCCUCAGCCUGCCUCCUGCAGAUGUUCUUUGUCCAUGUCUUCUCCAUCAUGGAAUCCUCUGUCUUGCUCACCAUGGCCUUAGAUAGGGCACUGGCCAUCUACCGCCCUCUCCACUACCCAACACUUCUCACCAAUGAUGUCAUUAGAAAAAUCAGCCUUGCCAUUGCUUUCAGAUGUCUGGGUCUCCAUUUGCCCCUGCCAUUCCUCCUGGCCUACAUGCCCUACUGCCACCCACAGGUCCUGACCCAUUCUUAUUGCUUGCACCCAGAUAUGGCCCGACUGGCCUGCCCAGGAGCAUGGGGUGCAGUCUACAGCCUCUUCGUGGUCCUAUCAGCCAUGGGAUUGGAUCCAUUGCUUAUUUUCUUCUCCUAUGGCCUAAUUGGCAGGGUAUUGCAAAGUUUGGGAUCCAAUGAGAAUCGCUGGAAGGCUGGCCAAACCUGUGCUGCCCACCUCUGUGCUGUGCUCCUCUUCUAUGUUCCCAUGAUCCUCCUGGCACUCAUUGACCGUCUUAGGGUGCCAGUCCCUCGACCUGCCCAUACUCUGCUCUCCUAUGUCCACUUCCUGCUUCCUCCAUUGAUAAACCCUAUUCUCUAUAGUGUCAAGAUGAAGGAGAUUAGAGAGAGAAUAUUCAAAAGGUUACAGCCCAGGAAGAUAGGUUGCACUCAGUGA